AUGUCAACUGCAGAUGUAAUACAAGAUUCCAUUUAAGAUGAAUGUGUCUUAAAUAUAAAUUGGCAGAUAAAUAAUUUAUAUUAAUAAAUAUAACAAGAAGUGCCUUACAAAUUAGAUAAACAAAUUUGUGCAUUUACUUUUAAUAAGUCAAAUUAACUUCUAGUUGGAGCAUGUUUAAAAAACAUCCAAGGAUAUGUGAUAAAUAAAGGUUAAUUGAAAUUAAUUUCAACAAUGAUUGGUCAUAUAGACAAUGUGAGGAUUACAAGAUUUAUGAAUGUAACUUCUAAGAACAUACUUAUUUCUGCCAGUGAAGAUAGAUCAUUAAGAGUAUGGUCAUAUACAUAAUUGGCUAGACCAAAAUUUCUGUAAAAAAUUAAUGCUCAUAUGAAUGGAAUUCUAUGUUUUAUUUUAAAUAAAUCAGAAGAUCUACUUAUUACUGGGAGUAGAGAUACAACUUUAAAAUUUUGGAAAAAGAAUAAUUAAGUAUAAAAUGGUUGCAUUUUAGCCACUUGUGUAUAAACUUUAAAUUAACAUUCUCAUAAUAUUUAUGAUUUGAGUUUAUCCCCAAAUGAAGAUAAAUUAAUUUCUUGCGCUGAAGAUUCAAGAAUAUUAAUCAUUUCACUUAUACAAUCAGAAUGGAAAGUAACUUAGAUAAUAUAGGUUUAGAAAUUUGGAUUCAGAUUAAGUUUUAUUGAUAAUAAUAUUUUUACUUUUCAACCAAUAUUAGCUGAAUUUAUGUAAGUUUAUGAGCUAAACUAGGAUGGUCAAUUUAUAAAAACAUUUGAUGUUUAAGUAAAAGGAGGUAUUUAAGAUUGUAGAAUAUUUUUUCCUUAAUAAUAUAUUUCUGAAAAAAAUCUGCUUAUCAAUAAAAAUGGCUUUCAUAUUAAUAUCAUAAAAGUGAUUUUUAGAAAAGAGAAAAAGUCUCAAAAGUUAUAAAAAGCAAAGUUUGUUGUUGAAUAAUCAAUUAGCUUUGGUUAAGAAUCAACUGGACUAAUAUUUGGUCAAUUAAGUGACAAUGCAGAGUACUUAAUAACUUGGGAUGGUAACACCAAAGAAUUGUAAAUGAGAUAACUGAUUAAAAAAAUAAAUUGA
Molecule: messenger RNA, 1092 nt
Organism: Paramecium pentaurelia
Lineage: Eukaryota; Ciliophora; Oligohymenophorea; Peniculida; Parameciidae
Source: the annotation of a GenBank genome assembly